GAUAUGUUUAAGAAUAUGACGCAUUGUCCUCACCCAUUCCCUCUCUCACUCGCUCCUUCCCUCUCCCGCAGGAUCCUGGUGGGGGCGCCGAAGGGGACCAACCUACAACCCGGCACAAAUGAGUCCGGGGCCCUCUUUAAGUGUCCUCUCACCACCAACACCGACGACUGCGUUCAGGUCCACACCGACGGCUUCAGGAAUCCGAGAACAAGGCGCUACGAAUUUGACUAUCUCGAAGACAACUCCCUCUCCGAGCCCGUCGAGGAUGAGAUCAAGGACGGACAGUGGCUCGGCGUCACCCUCAAGAGCCAGGGACCAGGCGGCAAAGUGCUGGUCUGUGCCCACCGCUACAUGCACAAGGGCCCUAAGUUCCAGUGGGGCUACGGCCUCUGCUAUAUCCUCACCAAUAACCUGGACGUCAUGGACAACCUGGAGCCCUGCAGAGGAAAGCCCGUCAACAAUGGACACCAGCAGUACGGGUUCUGCCAGGCGGGCACCAGCGGCCUGCUGCUGGAGGACGAAGUGGUGCUGGGCGUGCCGGGGCCCUUCACGUGGCGCGGCACCGUCCACACCUCUAACAUCUCCGACAACUUUCUGUUCAAGGACAAGACUCAGUACUUUGGCCCAGUGACGGAGACUGAUUAUCCCGUUGACAAAUACAGCUACUUAGGCUACUCCGUGACUGCCGGCCGCUUCUUCGGGAACUACAUGUCUUACGUGGGUGGGGCGCCUAGGUCCCGGGAGACAGGCCAGGUCGUCUUCUUCACAAGGGAGAAGAUCGGCAACAGUUUGCUGCGUGUGGACCUCAUUCUGGACGGAGAGAUGUUUGCCUCGAGCUUUGGCUAUGAAGUGCUUGCCAUCGAUAUCAAUGGUGACAAGCGAGAUGACCUGGUGGUGGGCGCUCCCUUCUACUACAGUCGCGUCGCCAGUGGUGCCAUCUAUGUCUACAUGAAUAAUGAAGGCGGCUUCCAGGAAAACCACCCGUUCACCAAGAUUGAAGGUCUAGGUCUUGCAUUUGACAAGUACAUGAUGCCAGUGCCACUCAGUGCCACAGGAGCCCCAGGGGAGAGCCGCUUUGGGUCCUCCAUGACAUCCCUCGGUGACCUGAACCGUGAUGGCUACCUGGACGUGGCUGUUGGUGCGCCUUACGAGGGCCGUGGCGUCAUUUACAUCUUCCUCGGCUCCAAGGACGGGCUGGUGACAGAACCUGCACAGGUCAUCCGUGCCGAGGACUUGCCAGGCACGCCAUACGAUGCCUUUGGGUACUCCCUGAGCGGCGGCAUGGACCUGGACAACAACGGCUACCCAGACCUCCUCACGUCUUCCUUCUGCAGCGACCGAGUGCUCCUCCUCAGGGCUCGACCCAUCAUUGAUAUAGAAACCAGGGUCUCCUCCAACGGCCAGCUGAACAACAUUGAUCCAAGCAGGAAAGGUUGCCGAGAAGACAUCACAGCCAACGAAACCUGCUUCUCGUUUGAUGCUUGCUUCAAGAUGGACAACAAUGCAGGAACCAGGACUGGCCUGCGGCUGCACUACACCAUCGAGGAACGACCUUACCAGGACCGGCCACUAGCAAGAGUCCGGUUUGCUGACAGCGCACCCAAUGAGCCGAGCGAGGUGCAUCGCAACAUUGUCCUGAGGCCUGAGGACAUGGGCCUUUUCCUCUGCUCCAAAGAAGUUGUUUACCUCCUGGAAGGGUCACGUGACAUUCUUCGUCCACUGAGGUUCAAGUUGACAUACGAGAUCAUCCAGAAGGAUCCGACACCCGUGGCCGAGGGCGACCGCAUGCCGGACAUCAACGAAUACCCAAUCCUCAACCAGAAGGGAGCACUCAGGUACUUUGAAGGAACCUUUGCUAAGGAAUGUGGUGAUGAUGAACUCUGCGAGAGUGACCUUAACGUGACAGCCAGUCUUGACCUUGAGUACAACAAGAUACAGAAACACCACCUGCUGAGGCUCGGGGAGCAGGACACGGUGCCUCUGCUGGUGGAAGUGACCAACAGCAAGGAGCCUGCCUACGAGACCUCUCUCCUAGUCACCCACGACAAGGCUCUCACCUUUGACCAGUCUGACUCUAAGGUUGGCAUUUACCAGUGUUCCUCAACUGGUCCAGGGGUCGUGAAGUGUGGUGUGGGCAACCCUCUCCUCAACUCCACUGGUACCCUAAAUCUGACCUUCAGGGAGUCUGGGAACAUAUUUGACUCAAGGUUCAUCUACUUCUCAGUGCAGGCCAACUCCUCCUCCACCGAGCUCACGCCUCAGGACCCUGUGCACUUCAGAGUGGAGGUCAUCAAGAGAGCUGAAAUAUCUAUCAGAGGAGAUGUGACUCCCGAGCAAGUGUUUUAUGGUGGUGAGGUUGUCGGCGAGUCUGCCAUCAAGCACUUCGACGAGAUAGGCAUGGAGGUGACACACAAGUACUCGGUGGAGAAUGGAGGGCCGUGGAGGGUGGACGAGCUGCAGGUGGAGAUUCUGUGGCCGUACCAAGUGGAGAACGGCAAGGCGGAGGGCAAGUGGCUGCUCUACAUGACCGAGCAUCCGACAGUUGAUGGUGUUGGAGAGUGUGAGAUUGACCCAAGCUACAUAAACCCCUUGAACCUCCGAAGACCCAGGACAGAGGCCCAGAUACAUGAGGUUGAUCUUGAGAGAGAGACAACCGAUGGGGUGAGGCCGGCACCAGAAGAACCCACCGACACAGGGGCCGGAGUAAUUGUCACGGGCACCAAAGUAACAAAAACCACAAUAACCAAGAAGGUGACGAACAGUACAGUUAAAAAGACGACGGCAAAAACAUCAUCGGAAAAGAAAUAUUCUUCAUCUACAUCAGGAUCAUCAUCAUCAUCCACGGGUUAUUCCUCCUCCUCCUCAUCCUCAUCAUCAUCAGGCUAUGACGGUCAUGGCGACAAUGUGGAAGGAAGUGGCUAUGAUGAUGGCAGCCGGGUGCAUGGGAGGACUCAUUCCCGGGUCAGCCGAAGAGUCUUCUCCUCCUCGGACAAGUCGAGGUUUAAUGAAAAUGAUUUGGACGGCAAGACUGGCGAGGGAGAGGAAGACGAGGAUGGCCGUGUCAUCACCCAGUAUGAGAGGACUCACCACUCAUCAGGAACAUCACCAGAUGGCUCAACAACCUUCAAGGAAACUCGUCGUGAAAGCAAGAAGGUGACCGUCAGCGAGAACACGAACACAGAACACAUCCCAAGCAGCAGGUGGGGCCAAGGCGGGGGAUACAGGCGCACAUACACCUCAAGCAGCUCCUCUUCCUCCUCCUCUGAUGGUGAACCUGAGGAGGCUCGCACACGCUGGGAGACUCGCCGAACUUACUCUGCAGGACAGGAUGGUGAUGAUCAACUGGGCGGCACCGACUCUUCAGACAGACGCACAUACACCUCAAGCAGCUCCUCUUCCUCCUCCUCUGAUGGUGAACCUGAGGAGGCUCGCACACGCUGGGAGACUCGCCGAACUUACUCUGCAGGACAGGACGGUGAUGAUCAACUGGGCGGCACUGACUCUUCAGACAGACGCACAUACACCUCAAGCAGCUCCUCUUCCUCCUCCUCUGAUGGUGAACCUGAGAAGGCGCGCACACGGUGGGAGACUCGCCGAACUUACUCUGCAGGACAGGAUGGUGAUGAUCGACUGGGCGGCACUGACUCUUCAGACACUUACGGCAGGAGAGAAGAGAGUUCCAGGCAGUACAGCAGAACACACACCUAUGGUUCAAGCUCUGGAGACACUCACUCAGGUGGCCUUGGGGAAGAUAACUAUCACAGGACACACGAAGGAGGAGCUGUGACUCGGACGAUCGGAGGUGACGGCUCUUACCUUACCGAGAGUGACCGUAGGACCCGGACAAGAGUACAGGAAGGUGCCAACGACAGAGAGAGGUUUGCAUGGUCAGAUCAGACUGAAGGAAUCCCAUAUGACAGGGAGCACAGAGGCAGGAGUGGCGAAGGACAUUAUAAUCAAGAGAGUACUCACAGAUCCCGCACUACAGAGUCAAAGAGUAUAUCAGGAGGUGAACCAUACCUGGAUUCUGAUGGCGACAGGUAUGGAAGCAGAAGAGUCGAGUCACAUGAUCAAUGGAGCCAAACCAGACCCACAAGUAGCCAAGGCCAUGAUGAUGAUGGAUUCAGAAGACGCCAAGAUUACAGUUCUCGUGGAGGACAUGACGACAGAUACUCCAGCAGUCAGAGCUACAGGAGCCACAAUGACGGGAAUACUGAUGAGGCAGCAAGAACCUAUUCCAGUGACCAUGAGACAGCAAGGGGAUGGCAGUCUGAGGAUACUCACAGAGGAACAAGCGAAGGUGGUAAAUGGCGAGACAGACAACAGCUUGAUGCAGACAGCCAUAGUGAAACAAGAACAUCUGCCUGGCACUCACGUUCCAGCUCAGGACACGAAAACGGAGAUGAGGCAAGAGCUUCCUCGCAUCAUUUCACCCACAUGGAGUCUGGGGACGGCACAAUUCAGAACGGCACAUACACACGCGUUGAGGUUGACCCCGAAACCGGCGAGACAAACACGUUCACUAGCAAGGUCGUGUACAACAGAUGGCCAACUGACCAUGACCUCCUCAUGGCACAAAGGGACGCCUCCUAUUCGACUGGUGAGGAGCACGAGCUGUCCGGUGACCACCAGAGGAGCGGCAGGGCAAAGCGUGAGAAGGAACUGAUCAUCAAGCCUCAGGCAGUGACUGAUGAGAAGACUGGAAAAACUAUGCAAGUAGUUAACCUGCAAUGUGACGGCCCGGCAACAGCCAAGUGUUUUGCAUUCCGCUGCAACAUCCGCCACUUGGGAGCUCGACGAACAGCAAGCAUCCACAUCAAGUCCCGUCUUUGGAAUGCCACACUGGUCGAGGACUACCCACGCGUCAGCUAUGUCAGCAUCAAGUCCAAGGGCUCGCUGAUCCUUCCAGAUGACAUCCGGGAGGACCAGUCACAGGAGGACGACGUGGACUCCGCCCAGACACUGGCGUACCCGGACCUGCUGGACCAACUGCCGCCUGAGGAAGUGCCUUUGUGGGUGAUUCUGGUGUCCAUCUUUGCCGGCCUCUUGCUGCUCAUCCUCAUUGUGCUCGUCCUCUGGAAACUUGGUUUCUUCGAGAGGAGGAGGCCAGACCCGACGCUCUCAGGAAACCUGGAUAAGGAUGCUAAUGGAUACUAAUUUAUUUAUUUCUUUUAAAGUAAUUAAUCUCUUAACUUGUGUUCAUACAAAAGUGCCAAUUUUUAUAUAAACAGUUCUUGAAGAAUUAUAGCAGGAUGUAACCAUGUGUUACAUUCCUACAUAAAAGAUAUAUAUAUCCUAUAUAUAUUUGUAAGUGCUUUCUAGUGUCCGUGUCUGUGGUGAGUGGGCAGUCUUCCUUAUUUAAUUGCACUAAACCUGAAGAGUAUGAGGUCACAAAACAUCAGCUUUUUUGAAGUUGUUUUCUACAGCUACUUAACCUGUGAAGGCUGACUGACCCGUGGGCUUGGGAAGGCUGACUGACCCGUGGGCUUGGUCUGGUUGUAUGUGACUGCCACUAAACCUGUUUUGCUGCUGCUGUGCCAUGACUGUGAUGUUUCCUGUGCCUUUAACACUAGGCAGUGAAGGAAUGACCCUAGGUGUAUGUAUACUGUUUCGAAUACUGAGAAAAUAAUAGAGCUACUUUCCUGGAGUGUUGCAGGUAGAGUCAGUUAUUAGGAACUAUAAUGAAGUAGUGGAUGAGAUUUUAUUUUCACAAGAAAUAUAUUAUUGCUUGAAAUGGCUCCUGUACAGAUUUUGUAACUAUUUCAUGCAGUGCUUAGAUAUGUGCUUUAUGGGAUGUGUACGUGAUUGUGUGUGUGCGCGAGUCCACAAGCAUGCCUGUCUGUGCUGCUGCUGCUGCUGCCAGGAUGAAAGACUGAAUGGUAAAAAUGAGCUCUCCUUCCCCGGUGCCUCAGGGACUUGGCACUGAUUUUAAUUACUUUGUGUGGCAUUAUGCCAUGAAAUGCUAAUACUGCUUCUUCCUUAGUGUGCUGAUGGGUGCUGGAGUUCUGUUAGGGUAAUGUUUUUUAAGUAUUUACAGCUCACAGGUGACAUAAUUUACUUACUGCUUGAGAGGCUUUAAAUAAUGGUUUGAGUUCCCAAGCAAACAAAUUGUUCAUGUAAUGCCACAUCAAAGACUUUUUAAAAAUGUGCCUCUUGAAUAACCAAGUGCCUUCCUUUUGUUCGCUGUGCAGACUCUGAGGCUCGGGAUGGACGAGGUGAUGUAUGAGUGAAGAUAAAAGACUUAUUUCCUUUUUUCAAGUCUAGUUUUAUACAUGAAAAAAUAUUUAUUUAUGUAUAAAUGAGUGACAAGCUUUGAGCACCUUGUGAAACCAAGUUUUGUUUGACUUACUUUGCUCCAAAAAAAUUUAUCCUGAAUUGGGUGGAUUUUAUCUAGAAAAAAAACUUUUACUGACCCUCAAAUUAUUUACAACCUGAUCCCCAUUUACCAAGCACUCAGCUUUCAUAACCAUAAAAAAACUGCCAGAACUCUGGCAUACAUGUGAGUUAAUUAAUUUCAUUAAAGCUUUAAAAUAUCCAGCCAUGAUCAAUGAAACACUUUGUUUCACAAGGCGCUCCUUUACUCUCCACAUAAUCUUACCUACUUGCCGAGUAUGAUUGUUGGCUAAGCGAUGACCGUUGAUUAGUGACACCUUGGCUGCCAAGACGUCUGUGAUGCCAAUCCUUGAGGCUUGACAUUGUAGGUGCCAACCCUGCCAUCCACAUGGUGUGACAUUUGGGGCAUCUGGAGGAAGUGGCAAAGCUGUGACCCGCUGGCGCUGCGUCCUGCGUUGCCUUGUGCCAUUACCACUCACUCUAUUCUCCAGAAGCUAGUCGAGUCCACGGAAGUGGUUCUCAUCUGUGGAGUGAGAUCAGUUUAAUAUUAUGCACAUGUACUCCUGCAAUGCAUUUCUCUAUUCAAGUACAUACUGAGAGUGCACACAUUUUGUAUCUGAUGGGAAUUUUUGCGAGUGAAGAUGUACAUCACAUGAUCAUCCAGUGUGCGGCUUUUGUGUGUGUGUGUGUGUGUGUGUGUGUGUGUGUGUGUGUGUGUGUGUGUGUGUGUGUGUGUGUGUACACACACCACAAAAGAGUGAAUGAACAUUAAUUUUAUGAAACUAAUGUGGUUGUUCUGCUUCAUAUCUUGUUUCAUGUAUAUAUGUAGAUACUUGGUGAUAAUUGCUGUUUUGUUAUGUACUAAGUCAUAAUUCAUUUUUUUCAUGGUCUGUUGUAAUAAGAUUCUCAUACCUUCAUAAAUUAUAUUGUUUAGGAUCUCACUGGACAAGUAGAGAGAGGAAGCUUUACCUGUGUUACGACGCUAAUCACUGAGAAGCUGGACUCACCCGAGGAGUAAUCAGUGUACUUAUACUGUUUUCAUCUGCAGAGAAUGUGAUUUUCUUUAUCAGGAUGUGAAUGAGGUGAUGUGUAUAUAUGUUCAGGUGACUGAAUGUUGUACAUAUACAAUAAAGAGAAUUCUAACUAAUAAAA
Molecule: messenger RNA, 7485 nt
Organism: Eriocheir sinensis (Chinese mitten crab)
Lineage: Eukaryota; Metazoa; Arthropoda; Malacostraca; Decapoda; Varunidae
Product: integrin alpha-PS1-like
Exons: 18
Coding region: 4-5157 (1717 amino acids)
Biological process (GO): cell-cell adhesion; cell adhesion mediated by integrin; integrin-mediated signaling pathway
Cellular component (GO): integrin complex; external side of plasma membrane
Molecular function (GO): integrin binding
Source: RefSeq, a predicted model, not a curated record